Messenger RNA from Sphaerulina musiva SO2202, 2064 nucleotides. RefSeq names its product Ferric_reduct-domain-containing protein. The record is from RefSeq and is a predicted model, not a curated record. The transcript has 3 exons. Gene Ontology annotation, cellular component: plasma membrane. Gene Ontology annotation, molecular function: ferric-chelate reductase activity. Bases 1 to 2064 code for a protein of 687 amino acids. Lineage: Eukaryota; Fungi; Ascomycota; Dothideomycetes; Mycosphaerellales; Mycosphaerellaceae. Gene Ontology annotation, biological process: intracellular iron ion homeostasis; copper ion import; iron ion transport.
AUGGCAGGAAUCACGAUGUACAAACCACCUUGCGCGCAGGCAUGUAGGGACUCAGUAUCCCCAUAUUCGCUCAACUGCAACGAUACAAAUCCCAGCCAUAUGGAGAAGAGGCAUCAUCCUGCAAAAGAGACUCCCGAAUGCUACGCCAACAACGAUCGAUUCCUCCAGUCUGUUGCGUACUGCAUCUCCCAGCAUUGUCAGGAUGUGGAGAUAUGGAAAAUUGAGCGGUGGUGGACGACAAAGAUGCCAGGUACCAAGCCAGGACAGCCCGAGCCCAAGGAGUCUUAUCAACAAACCCUGGCCCGAGUGAUGACGCCACCCAAUGUGACAAUACCUACCGACCAGGUGCUGAUGGAUGAGAACACACUGGUUGACGAGGAGACGUGGCUGGCUCAUUAUAAUAGUGAUCUUAUUUUUGAGAAGAAUGAAGCCACACACGUUCGCUAUGGUCUGGUUCUACUCACGACCGGCGCUGCGCUUCCAAUUGCCCUCUCGCUGUUGCGGUUCGUUCCAUUUCCCAGACCAUUCGUCAGCCGCUUCAAGGCUCGGUUCAUCGAUCCGCCCGCGUUUGGCGGAAAUCACAACACUCCCUGGCUCAAGACCUUCAUCGUACCUACUCGUGGCCAGGCCUUAUUCAUUGCGUAUCUCUGGAUAAUCAAUGUCAUUCUCUGCUCCGUUGGUUACGAGAGCAGACGACCAAACUCUGGAUACGAGACGAGGGGGUUGGAGAUUGCGACCUACAUCUCUUAUCGCACUGGAGUGCUUAGCUUUUCCAACUUCGUCCUUUUUGUACUCUACGCGGGACGUAACAAUGUCUUGAUCUGGGUCACCAGUUGGUCUCACGGGACCUUUGUGCUUCUACAUCGAUGGCUAGCUGUCAUUUGCACCGUGGAAGCAUGCGUACAUUCCGCCCUCCUAUUGCAUAUCUACUCUACUAAUCCGAUCACAUUCGACUACGCGAAAGAAACCACGAGUUCAUAUUGGUACUGGGGCGUCGUCGCCACGAUUGGUAUGUGCGUAAUACUCGCAACAUCCAUCUUGCCCAUUCGACAGAAAAUCUACGAAAUCUUCGUAACAUGGCAUAUCAUCGCCGCUUUCAUCGUUCUGAUGGCCGCCUACUGGCAUGUGGUCGAGGCCUUUGGUCACCAAUGGGGCUACGAGACCUGGAUCAUCAUUGCAUUUGGUUGUUGGGGUUUCGAUCGUCUGAUGCGGAUUGUUCGCAUUGCGAAAAAUGGUGUUCGGACAGCAACAAUCACCGUCAUUGAUGAGGAUUAUAUCCGCCUUGACAUUCUUGGCGUGACAGCAUCGGGAUCCGCUUACUUGUACUUUCCGACCUUGACCUGGCGUGUCUGGAAGAACCACCCCUUCUCGGUUGCCAUCUCGAUCGCGCACACUGCCCAUAAUGCCUCGCGUCGCCUCUCGGAGAUGAGCUUGCCGUCUGCUGUGGUACAGGCCUCGGAGAAGUUAAAAGCACCCGAAAUCCAGUCUUCCAGCACAGAUCGCGGCACCUCUCCCAUCGACUCCGCGAGACUGAAUCGUUCGCAGCAGCCACCUCUCCAGGUGGGACUCAGCUUCUUCAUCCGCACCCACAAAGGCACCACCCCCAUGCUCCGCACCCGGAAGACCUUGCCUGUCCUCAUCGAGAGCUCUUACGGCCAUAACGUCUUUGGCGACUACGGCGGCGGCAAUCUCGCAGCCUACCCCAAUCUCAUCUGCAUCGUCGGUGGAAUCGGCAUCACCGCCAUCCUCCCCUUUCUGGCCGGUCAUAUCGGACGUACCAAGCUCUACUGGGGAGUGAGUAAAGCGCCACUCGUGGAGGCUUUGCACGACACGCUCGCGGAGCCGGCGUUUGCGGGCGUCGAAGUCGAAGUGACGACGGGUCAACGUAUGAAUUUGCAGGCGAUUUUGCACAAGGAAAUCCGAGCGGAUGCGGGCGCGGGGACGAUGAUUGUGGUGAGUGGACCGAGUGGGAUGGCGGAUCGAGUGAGACUUUUGACGAGUAAAUAUGCGGCGGAAGAAAGGGGGGCGGUGAUUGCGUUUGUGCAGGAGAGUUAUAGUUUGUAG